Molecule: messenger RNA, 1033 nt
Organism: Mya arenaria
Lineage: Eukaryota; Metazoa; Mollusca; Bivalvia; Myida; Myidae
Product: interferon alpha-inducible protein 27-like protein 2B
Exons: 4
Coding region: 258-617 (119 amino acids)
Cellular component (GO): membrane
Source: RefSeq, a predicted model, not a curated record
AAUCACUUGAAACUUGAAACUUUGAGUGAAUUGAUCUUUAGCGUACCAAUUACCGAAAUUGUAUUGAAACUAUUUUCUGAAAAUUGUGUGACCCAGCAAAAUCACUAUAUUUUAAAUGAGAACGGAAUUAUCGAAAGUGUAACAAUAUCAUUCGCUGACAACGGUUUUGUGAUAACACAUACAAUUUUGAACAAAAAGGAAUCGCUGCUAGUAAAAACAACGCUUUCCUUACAGACUGUAAAUUGUGUCGUGCCAACAUGGAUUCAAGGGUUUUAUUCCUUGCUGGACUCUUAUUAACAGGGUGUGUGCCUUCCUGUUAUGCCCGAUAUUCCGAUGAUGACUCUUGGUUCACCUUGAAGAAUAUUGCCAUUGGAGGCGUGGUUGGGGCAGGUGCCGUUGUGGCUGCCCCUUUUGCGCUUGGGGCUGCUGGAUUUGGAGCCGCUGGUGUUACGGCCGGAUCAUUGGCAGCUGCAAUUCAGGGACCAGCAGUUGUUUCCGGGAGUGCAUUUGCGCUUGCGCAGAGUGCAGGUGCGGCCGGUCUCGGAAUCGGGACUAAGGUGGCAUUGUUUGCCGGAUGGGGGGCGGUUGGGACGGCGGUCAGCAAGAACAACGAUUAAUAAACACAUUUGUCGACUAACAGUAAAAUACUAAAGUAAAGAAGUUAAUCCAGAAGGUAGAUUGUUUCAAAAACUCGAAUGUAUUAAAUUCAUUAUUACAAAGCAAAAUCUUGCUUUAUAAUCACAUGCUGUUGAUUAAGCAACUAUUAUAAUAACAUUAAAAUAGUAUUAUAUCAAUUAACAUUUUUUCAAUAUUGAACUAAUAUAAAACUUAUUAUUACAACGUACGUUUUUUUUCUCUUGGACAUGCAAACGAUAUACAUGUAUGUCUUUGCUUCACCGUAUUAAAAUCGGAUUGACUUGCAUUUUGAAGGUAUUAUAAUUGCGAAGCGAUUCAUGCGAACAGCGGGUAUAUAUUUGUACCGCUCAUUCGACUGAAAAUGAAUCGAUCUAUUAUAUAUUUGAAUAAAGAGACC